CGACGAAUGUGUCAUGCACACUACGAAGGCGGGACGUGCAAGACUGGCCGCAUAACAGACAUGACAAUACUUUUGACAGAAGUUUGUAUAAUUUGCUCCGUUUUUAAUUCGAGUUUUUAACAAUCAUGGUUGUCAAUUCAGUGCAUUGGUUUCGGAAAGGCUUGAGGCUUCACGAUAAUCCGGCUCUCCAAGAGGCGUUGGAUGGUGCGGACACUGUACGUUGCGUUUAUGUGCUGGAUCCUUGGUUUGCUGGGUCGGCUAACGUGGGAUUUAACAGAUGGAGGUUUUUACUUGAGUCUUUGGAGAAUCUGGACGCUAGUCUUCGACAAUUGAAUUCAAGGCUUUUUGUGGUCCGGGGACAGCCAACAGAUGUAUUCCCACGUCUAUUCAAGGAGUGGAACGUCAACCGUCUGACCUUUGAGUACGACUCCGAGCCUUAUGGGAAGGAACGGGAUGCUGCUAUCAUCAAGAUGGCUCGGAAUUUUGGAGUGGAGACCAGAGUGAAAAACUCACACACCCUCUACAACUUGGACAGGAUCAUCGAGCUGAACAACAACAGUCCCCCACUGUCCUUCAAACGGUUUCAGGCCCUUGUUCAACGGCUUGAGCUGCCCAAGAGACCCCUGCCGACUGUAUCUGCCAGCCAGAUGGACAGCUGUACGACGCCGGUUGCAGAUAACCACGACGAGUUUUACAGCGUUCCCUCGCUGGAGGAGCUGGGCUUCAAGACGGCUGACAAGAGCCAAGCAGUGUGGAAGGGAGGCGAGACGGAGGCUCUGCAGCGGCUGAACGGGCACACGGAGAAGGAAUGGAUGACGAGCUACGAGAGGCCUCGCAUAACUUUGUGCUCCCUGAUGGCAAGUCCCUCAGGCUUGAGUCCUUACCUCCGCUUUGGCUGUCUGUCCUGUCGAACGCUCUACUACAAACUCCGAGAUCUCUACAUGAAGGUGAGAAAGCCUGUGGCACACCGGCGGGUCCAACCCCCCCUGUCCCUCUACACCCAGCUGCUGUGGCGGGAGUUCUUCUACACGGUAGCCACGCGCAACCCUGCGUUCGACCGCAUGACGGGCAAUCCCAUCUGCAUCCAGAUCCCCUGGGACAAGAACCCGGAAGCGCUGGCCAAGUGGGCCGAGGGACGGACGGGAUUCCCGUGGAUCGACGCCGUCAUGACCCAACUGCGGCAGGAGGGCUGGAUCCACCACCUGGCCCGGCACGCCGUGGCCUGCUUUCUGACCAGAGGUGACCUCUGGAUCAGCUGGGAGAGUGGCAUGAAGGUGUUUGAGGAGAUGCUGCUGGACGCUGACUGGAGUGUGAACGCGGGCAGCUGGAUGUGGCUCUCCUGCAGCUCCUUCUUCCAGCAGUUCUUCCACUGCUACUGCCCCGUGGGCUUCGCCAGGAGAAUAGACCCCUCUGGAGACUACAUCAGGAAAUACAUCCCCAUACUGAAGGACUAUCCCAACCGCUACAUCCACGAGCCGUGGAACGCCCCCGUGAGCCUGCAGAAGGAAUGCAAGUGUGUGGUGGGGGUGGACUACCCCAGACCCAUGGUCAGACACGCAGAGACCAGCCGCCUCAACAUCGAGAGGAUGAAGCAGGUCUACCAGCAGUUCUCGCAGUACAAGGGGCUGAGUUUGCUAGCGCUGGUCCCUCCUAUACCAGAGGAGGCUGAGUCAUCCGUGCUCACGGGCUCCACAGCGCACACCGGCUCCAAUGAUGGCUCAAUCGGUUCAGCUUCAUCUCGCAGGAAGAGGGAACGCCCCUUUGACUUGCAGGGUUCCCAGGGGUGCGUCGAGCCCAAGCUUCAAUGCAGCAGUCUGGACAAAGACCCCCACAGAACCGUGACACACUAACAGUUGCUUUGGAGGAGCUGUAGAUGCUGGCCUCGUACACCCUGCUCAUCACUGGAGCGGUGGAGUGUCACGCUCUCCUGCUCCCCAAGAUGAAGGGAGAUACAUUUUGUUAAGAUGCACCUUACCUGUCAAAAAGCAGCCUUCCAUAACUUCUUUUAACUUUUAAUGUGUGGUAUCUGCACCAUUGUAUUUACUCUGCAAUCCAAUGGGUUGCUGCUGGUCAUUCAGAUUAACUCACUUUGUUGUGUUAGCCAUUGCUCAGAGCAAUCGCUGUAGAAACAUAUGUAUUAACAUAUGUAUCAACAUAUGUAUUCUAUAGUCUUCGGCUUAGAGUGUUGUGAUAAUCUUGUAUAUGUUGUUUUCUGAAUCAGUUAGAAAACUUUUUUUUUAGUACUCAUUCUUUAUUAUAUGUUAGAGAGAUAACGACAGAGAGUCCUAGACAGUACGUUGCACAGACGCAUAUUCCAUGCAUCUUAACAGCCACUUCAGAUGGUGUUGACCAAGUUAGUUGUGGCUUUUGCACUCUGAAUGUAUAAGGGUGGGGGGCCAGGGUAUAUCCAAUACACAUCAGCACAGAGAAAAAGGACAAAAAAAAGUCAUAUUUAAAUCUCAAGUAAUAAACUAAAGGCAGAAAAAAACACUAUAUGCAGCACUGCACAGAUGUAGAGACUGGUGGAAGGGCAAGCCAAACGUUAUAGUGAAGGUACAUACGUAAUAGUGUGAAGCUUUUUGCAUGUCAGAUUACUUUAAGUAUGCGGUGAGAAUGAUGAGAACCAAACUAAGCUUAGGUUGACCUUUCCCGACCUUUCCGACACGUUCUUAGCUCCAGACCCGUGCCUUACAACAGUCUUUGCACACUCAUGGAGAAGGGCCAUAAAACAAGAGAGCAUGCGUGAGAGAGCGAGAGAGAGCGAGAGAGAGCGAGAGAGAGAGAGAGUGUGUUUGUUUUCUGUUUUUGUUUUUCGUGGACUGUCUGUUGUUUACGUAAUUGUGUUCAUGUGUAUCACCUAGCUCAUAGUGAGUACUCUGCAGGGGGAUUUCUUGAGGUGGUGUUGCAUGCUGACAUUUAAAAACCCAUUGUAAUGCAGUUUACUUUGUUUGACUAGGAUGUUCCCUAUAUUUUUAUUAAGUACAGUAAUACAAGUACAACGAAUGAAUCCAUCUAUUAUUUUCCAAGCGGCUUUCGUGAGGAGAUCCUAUUUUGUUUAGUAAUGUCAUAUUUUAAAGGCUCUCUGCUGGAUAUUAUAUGCAUGAAUAUGUUUAAUACAUACAAUGUAAAACCACUGGUCUGUACCCCCUACAGUUAAGAACAUUAUAGCCUGCUAAAUUAUAAAAGUGUAACCUACCUAAACGAUGAGGAACUGUCAGAUAAAAAAAAUGCAACAGAUGAGCGCUCGUAAUUCUAUUUUAGUAUCAUUUGCUUGGUGUGUGUGUCCAUUCACACUCCAGAUUCCCGCUAUAUGCUUUAGAGGCCAAAGGAAGGGUCCCUUUCAAUUUAUGAAGUGUGUGUAUGUGUGUGUGUAUUAUUGUGUGUGCUCAGGUGUAGCUAUAGUGUUUGCGCAUUGUUUGACCCCCAAGCUAAUGUCCAUUUAGGUCAAUGCAUGUGUAAGCAAUACAGAUAUAUGGAAAGAUGUGUGAUGUUAAGGCAGUUCAACAUCCAUGUCCAAGUCAUGCUUAAAAACAUUCUGGGGAGGCUCAGUUCGUCAUGGCACAACUUUACAUGUACGUGUGUGUGUGUGUAUGUGCUACAAUUAAAGUUGUAUGCUUCGGCAGGCAAUUAGUGAUUUAAGUCCAUAUGUAUACACUUAACACUAGACAUGAAAUAGGCAGGUCUCCAAAUCCAGAAUCCAAAGAUAUUGAUGGAUGGAAUUGGAUGGACUUUGAUGCAUCCUGUUCACAUGGAUGCCAUCGAAUGUUGGAGCAGACACGUGUGUGGGUUCCAGUUUCCAGAGUUAUUCAUCUUCAUGUGUAGAGUUGUCUGGAAAAAAAUACGAUGGAGGUUUUCACCUUCUGUAAUUAAGGAUAAAGACUUUAGUUGAUCCUGCUGAAUGUAGGAUUUGUCUUACUGACACCACCCCCCCCCUCCCCCCCCCCAAUCUAAAACUGCUUUUUGCACAGCAAAUCACACUGAGCCACAGUGGAACAGUAGCCCUUCCCAGAGAUAUUUCCGAGGCCUCUUGUCUGGUUGGCAUUGUGUCUGGUUUCAGCUUUAGUUUUCAGUUGAAUGGCAGCUUUGGAAUACUGACUGUGAAGUAACGUCAGCACAUCAUUGUUUCAUUCAGUGUGUGUGUGUGUGUGGUGUGUGUGUGUGUGUGGUGUGCGUGUGUGUGUGUGUGUGAGUGUUUUAAGCUAAAAUAUAUGUGAGGGAGAGCUUUUUAUUUGUACUCCUAGAGUACGCUCUAUGAAAGUAGACUCUAGAAUAUGUUUGUAAAUAGUAACUAUUUAAAGGUGAAUCAUUUCAGGUUUUUGUAUUCCAGUGUAUGUGAGGCCGAGGCCUCCAGCACAGUGCACAUUGCUUUGUGUUUGGUUUCGUCUUGCCCUUUGUAAGCAGUACAGUCUGAGGAGGGCCUGAUUAGGCUGCUUUCACCUGUAGCACACAUUUGUUAUUGAAAAAAAACCCUCUCUACAUUCUUGCAUCAGCAUGCAAACCUAAUAUGUAUCCCUGAGAGGUGUGGGGUGGCCAUGAAUAUUUUAUCUGGUUUGUCUUGGCGUACUUAGAGCCAGCAUGGUUAUAACAGCGUAGUGCUCAUCAUUCGAGAUGAGGUAGCAUGACCCUUCAGAGACUCCAUUGUUGGUCAAAGAAAAUGUUGCUAUGGCCUCUCUCUGCCUUUAGUAUCAAAUUGCAAUUGCUCCUUGUUAACAAAGUGGCAAGGAAAUAAAUCUUAUAAGCAGAAAGUGAAUCGCUGCACGAAUAUGCAAGUCUUUUUAAAUACUUGUUCUCAUAUGAUGACAUUGUAACCCAAGAGGUACUGAAACAACAAGAUGAAUUCAACAGAAUUUGUUCUCAGAUCAGAUGUUUCUUUUUUGUAUGAAGUCAACCAGAUGCUUAACUGCAUUGUGUUUGGGUCAUUCAUUUUGUAAUGAUGUAUAAUAAUUUUGUUUUCAUUUCUACUUCAUUUGUUAAAAUGUUAAAUAUUUUCCUCUCUAAUUAAAUUUCCUCCAAAGCCA
Sardina pilchardus (European sardine) is the source of this 5018-nucleotide messenger RNA. RefSeq names its product cryptochrome-2-like. Gene Ontology annotation, molecular function: DNA binding; FAD binding. The record is from RefSeq and is a predicted model, not a curated record. Gene Ontology annotation, cellular component: cytoplasm; nucleus. The transcript is spliced from 12 exons. The coding region runs from base 126 to 1850 and encodes 574 amino acids. Gene Ontology annotation, biological process: entrainment of circadian clock by photoperiod; circadian regulation of gene expression; negative regulation of DNA-templated transcription. Lineage: Eukaryota; Metazoa; Chordata; Actinopteri; Clupeiformes; Clupeidae.